Molecule: messenger RNA, 615 nt
Organism: Penicillium verhagenii
Lineage: Eukaryota; Fungi; Ascomycota; Eurotiomycetes; Eurotiales; Aspergillaceae
Exons: 5
Coding region: 1-615 (204 amino acids)
Biological process (GO): mycotoxin biosynthetic process
Source: RefSeq, a predicted model, not a curated record
AUGUUUCUCUUCAGCAAAAACAAGAACAUGAAGUACGACAAGCUGGCCGGAGAUGUUGAGUUGGAGGAAGAUAGCCCGGUGGAUAAUCCACAGAGUCCCAUGCAAUUUCAAAGAUUCGGAUUGAUUUUGGCUUUAACAACGGCCAAUAUUCUCAGCGCGGUGUUCAUUUUCGCGAUAUUUGCGCGACAGGGAAAACAAGCGCAUGAUAUGUUCCAGACAGGUUAUCCGACCGAUUUUGACUCAGCUCGACAACACAUUGAAUUGGAACAAGUCAUCUUCACGGGUUCUCCGUCUUACACUUAUGCGGGCGUUGAAUUUCAGCACCACCCGGCCAAAGUUCAAUAUGUUGGCAAGCCAAGUUCAGAAAUUGAUCAAGCUUGGACGGAUUUAGUAUCAGGGGGCGAAUUUUUAAUAACAGAAGAGGAAGUUAACACCCAAUGGCCGGGUGUUAAUAGUGAGUUAUGGGAUCAGGAACAUGGUGGUUAUAUGGUCAGACUCGAAGUCUUUCAAACACUUGGUUGUUUGGACUUGGUGCGUCGUGGCUUAUCACCAGCAUACUACAACUUGACUGAUGACGAUCACGCUUAUUCUUCAAAUGGUGAGCUUGAAAGUUAG